This is a messenger RNA of Lolium perenne, 839 nucleotides long. Its product is annotated as probable histone H2A variant 2. NCBI's taxonomy places the organism in Eukaryota, Viridiplantae, Streptophyta, Magnoliopsida, Poales, Poaceae. Gene Ontology annotation, cellular component: nucleosome. Gene Ontology annotation, molecular function: DNA binding; protein heterodimerization activity; structural constituent of chromatin. The record is from RefSeq and is a predicted model, not a curated record.
GAAAAGUCACCGGUUUCCCUCCCAAACCUCAGCCCCGCCCUCCUCCUCGAAAUAAAUAGAGGGAGUAAAACCGCGAGACAGCACUGCGAGGGAAGAGAAGCACGCGAGCCUUCUUCUGUUCCAAAGCUUCUACCAGAGCAACAUACGAGUGAGGAAGCGAGGUAGAAGGUUCUGCGGCGGAGAGAGAUGGCCGGGAAGGGAGGCAAGGGUCUGCUCGCGGCAAAGACGACGGCGGCCAAGGGAUCCGCCGACAAGGACAAGGACAAGAAGAAGGCGCCCGUGUCCCGCUCCUCUCGCGCCGGGAUCCAGUUCCCGGUGGGCCGUAUCCACAGGCAGCUCAAACAGAGGGUCUCGGCCAAUGGCCGGGUUGGCGCCACUGCUGCUGUAUACUCUGCAGCGAUCCUUGAGUACCUGACUGCUGAGGUCCUGGAGCUGGCUGGCAACGCUAGCAAGGAUCUUAAGGUGAAGCGUAUCACCCCUCGCCACCUGCAGCUUGCCAUCCGUGGAGACGAGGAGCUUGACACCCUUAUCAAGGGCACCAUUGCUGGCGGUGGUGUCAUCCCUCACAUCCACAAGUCGCUCAUCAACAAGACCUCCAAGGAGUGAAUGGAUGCAACAGUGCGUUGUCCCUGUAGUGUAUCUUCGUGACCCCCGUUAUGUUGUGAUAUGUGGUGUUGGUAUUGUCAGAACCUGAAUUAGCUAUCGUUUGUUGAAUUUGUGAUGGACUACCUUCUGGUAACAGCUUAUUAAGGAUGCCUUUGGAGCAGAUGUAAUCUUGAUGUAGAACUGCUGAUAUCAUAUCCCGUCGUAUUGAAGACUAGCUAAUCUUUGUUUGUUCA